CACCAGCAGGCGGCCCACACCCCUCACGUCCUCCAUGUCUCCCUGCCUCACCUCCACCACACAACCAACAACCAGAAUCACCAUGUGAAGGAGACACACACACUAGGUGCUCACGGCAACACCUCGGUAGAAAAUGUGCUCUGGGUUGUGGCAGACGACAGGUGGUGUGUGUGUGUGAUGUGCUGAACCUGCUCUACGGUGUCACGUGUUAAUGUGACCACGUGGUGACUUAGUGUACAACAUAACAAACAGUGAUGGUGUACAGUGACACCUGUUAAAGAUCUCUUGUCCAGAAACAGUACAGGCGUGUUUUUGUUAAAUGUGAAGUGUAAUAUCUGUAGAUUAAUGGUAGACAAUGUGGUGAAGUGUGGUGAUAUGAGGGAUUAACUACACUUAUUAUUUACAUACCGUGACUGACACAGUGCACAAAUAUCUUGGAAAUACAGGUGAAAAAGAGAUAAUUCAGGAGAGGAAGUUGAAGGUGCCAGCAGGUGUGCUGCACCACAACGCACCAAUGAGCGCAGUCUGCGCCGGGCGUCUACCAUCACUUAUGAGAUAUCUUAUACCAUGUUUUUUGCAAAUAAAUAAAAAUAAAUAAAAACCAUAAAUUGAAAAAUAUAUAUUAAUUAAAUACUUGUAAAUAAUAAUAUUCGUGUGAUAUUACAAGUAAAGGUAAACGAGCAGUGAAAAUAUGAAAGAUUACCAAAUAGAGAAGACAUCUAAGCAGGACUGUAAGGCAGCCAUUUUGUGGGGAGGUGUUGUGGACGCCGAGCUGAUGUAAACAACCUUGAAGAUAAAGAAGUAGAGUGUGUAGGCGUCCCUCUUGUGGCCCGGUGAACACAAGACUGACACAAACGUCGGGAAAUAUGCUGGUGUUAGUGUUGCGUUCUGGACCACUAUUUUAGCCCCCGAUAAAAGCCUCAGUGAUGGUCUCCUGUACUAAAAUUUUCUCACGGAUUUAAUGCAUAGAAUUCUAAUCUUCCCUUCUCGAGGAUUCAUGACAGAUCAAGACCUUCUGUGAAAACUAAUAAAGCAAAAGACUGUAUUAGUUUCUAGGUCUUGGUAUAGUCGCUUAUCAAGACAAAAAAAAUAAGGUUGUGAAGUGCAGUGCUAAUGAGUUAAGGAUGUUAGCAUAAGUAAGUAAAUAAGCUUGUAAGUGUUAGACUAUUAGAGGAUAUAACGUAUCCUGGGCAUAAAACUGGAACUUGUUUUUGUGUUACGUUCUGCGGGUCACAGUCUACAUUCUCCGAUGCAUUCUUCGUGGACCUCAUGAGAGAAAAUGUCCGUGGGUCAACGAUGCACGUGCUGGAAUAUAACCUAACUAGAAAGAAAAAAAAGCAAAGUAUGGGUCAUGGAUGUUGUGGUGUACAAUUAAUAUUAAAGAGUCUACCCAUUGACGCAGCCUUGUUGACGCAGUGUCUUUAAGGUAUUGGAAGGCUCGUGCAGUAAAUAAGUCGACACCUGAUCAACUCCGCAAUAAAGUAACACUGUAACUCUCCGUCCUGUUGAACGUGAUGGGUCUUGAGGAAAGAUAGUUGGAAGGAUACCGUUCAAGAAUCGUCCAAUAGGAUUACUGUAUAUAUUUCCCGAGCUGUUGAAAGAACCAGAAACUAACUAAACCAAGAAGAAGGGAUCAAGAUGUGAUAUAACCCAAACUUAACGUUAUUUUAAGAGAAAUACACGAACUCCAUGGCAGAAAAAACCCAGCGUGAAUGAUCAAGAUCCUCGCGGGGAAGCUGCCGGAGUGGGUGAACUGUGUCUUGGAAGAGGACCCGGGGAGGUGGGGGUGACGUGAUGGAGGUGCUGCCCACUCAUGAAAUAUACAUCAAGGAAGAACCCGAAGAGGAUGUGAAGGUAAAGGUUGAAGUUGAAGAUGACAGAUGUGGUUCAGUUGUGGGUCCCAAUGUUGACGACCCACUCCUACAAGAGCGAGUCCUCUGUGUUGAAUCUGACGGGCACGAGUUUGCUCUUGGUGAGGACCAUGACGGGGAGGAGACGGACCACGGAGAAGACUUGUCCUCCGACGAAGAAAAUGGGAAACUGGAUAUCCUGGAGUGUCCAAUGUGCAGCAGAAGAUAUUCAACGGCCGCCUCACUCCGAGCACACCUCAGCAAGAAGCACCGGGUGGCCUUGGGACCUUGUUACACCUGUCACCUGUGUGGUGCCAUCGGCCAGUCCAAGGCGACCCUCAAGCGACACCUCCUGAGGACUCACGGUGAACAGAGUAUCCUGCGACCGGAGCUUCUUCGGAAGUGUCGUCACUGUGGAGAAGGACUGACCUCACAAGCAGCGCUGUACAAACACAUCUCUCUGGCCCACGCGGAGGAGCUGGACCAGUACCACCGCUGUCCAGUCUGCCCGGCGCUGGUCAGGAGUCGGCCCUCACUACUCAGGCACUUUGGUAGGAGUCACCCAGGACUUAAGCUCCCAGGGCAGGAGAGUGAGAGAUGUACAGAAUGCAACGCCGUCUUCAGGUCACGCACGGCUCUCAGGGUCCACCUCAAGACCAACCACCCGGAGUCUCUCGUACUCAGGUGUAAGAUCUGUGCCGCCACCUUCAAGUAUCCCUACCUCCUCAACCGUCACAUUAAGGCAGCCCACGAAGAAAAACUAUUGCCCACUCCAAAACGUCGAUACAAAUGUGUGGAGUGUGGGCGGGAAUACCGCGUCAAGACUCACCUCGAGAAACAUGUAAAACACGUACACACACACCCAGAGGAGCGAGUGUUUCGCUGUACACUCUGCAACAUCACCUUCCCAACAAACAAUCAUAGAGUUCGUCACUAUAGAGCAGUACAUCGUGACAGGAAGCGGCCACACUGCAGCGAGUGCACAAAAUGCUUCGACACGGUGGAAGAGUUGAACCUUCACAGACAAGAGCACAAAAUGAAUUGUUCUGUGUGUGACAAAGCAUUUCUACGGCGUGACUCUCUAAGGGAACACCUCCUGAUACACAACGGUCCCAAACUUCCCUGUCCUUACUGCUCCAAGACCUUCACCCAGAACUCCAAUCUCAAGAGGCACAUCCGUAUCCACACAGGUGAGAAGCCUUACAAGUGUACCUUCUGUAACAAACGCUUCGGGGACAAGUCAGCUUGUAACAGUCACAUCCGCGUCCACACGGGGGCCGAACGCUGUAAGUGCCACUUGUGCGGCGCCUCUUUCUCCAAGCGUCAGAAACUCAACUACCACAUGAGGAAACACACUGGGGAGGGCCUCCUCCACUGUCCUCUCUGCACCAAACCAACGACGAAUUCUUAUGCACUCAAGAAGCACGUCGAGACUCACCAACAGGCACUUGUCCACGUGCUGCUCAGUAUGGGGAUGGCGGACGACGUGGAGAAUUGUCCCCAGCUGGCACUGAGAGCACUGCACAACCUGGCCUGCACCACGGUACAGAACAGUGAACACCAUCGCUUGAGGAAAAUGGAGUACGUAGACACGGAGGCAGAUAAAAAGGACGGAAGGGAGACAAAGGUGACUGAGGAUGCACACCGUCGUCGUCCUGACAACACAGACGCAGCUUGUGAGCUUGAACUGAAAAAUGACGACGAAGACGUCAAUCUUGAAUUUACGAGUAUAGACGUGAAGCCGCCGAGGUCGAUCAUCAUCCUAGCUCAUGCCGAGGAAUACACGCAGUCAAGAACAAGCGAAGGUACAGACAUCAGAGAUAACGACCAGUAUAACAGUAAGACUAAUGACGAGAUGAAUCUGUCGUGCAAAUCAGUAGUGGAUGAUGACGCUCUGAAUCAUAAAAAACAUCAGCGUAACGUGAGACUAAAGAAGGAAAAAGAAGAGGAGGAAGAUUUUAGGGGAGUGGUCGCAGAAGAAAACACUAUCACUAUUACAAUGAAUGUGGAACCUUGUGAUAUAAAAUGUGAAGUUGAUCCCUUGGCAUUAGAAGACAGUUAUGUUGAUGUGGAAGAAGGCGACGAUGGGUCCACUGAUGAUUUCCUGAGUAAACAAACAAAAAAAUCAUGGAAGAACAGACGCAAUAAAAUGACAACAGAAGGAAAAUGGACGGGACAGAACAACAGUGUAGAGUGUGAUAAGCAGAGAGACUUGAGGGAUGGUGAAUGUAUAAAGAGAAGGUGUGGUGCUAACAAGGACACUCCGGUGAAAAAACAAAAGCGAAGUGAAUUUUCAGCGGUCGACAAUGACAAUGUGGGUGGUGGUCCCUGUCUGCCCAGUGGAGUACACGAGAAGCCGAUGGUGGUCUUGACGCGUCUGUUGCGCCACAUCCUUGAGUCUUGCUGCCAGAGGUCGGAGGUCGCCGUCACCAAGCCGACCCUCGGAGACCAGUUGGUAGAACAGUGUCUCCAGAUUAUCAUGAACGAUGACGCAAGUGGUGAAGGCGUCCGGGACUUGGGCGGUGAUGCUGGUGUUGAUCUCAGGCUACACCAUGAUUCAUAUACUACUGAGGAUUCUGGUCGACUCUCUGACCAUGAUUUUGAUACAGAUGUUGAUGUUAAAUUUGAUAAAUCUAGUGUUAAUAUUAGCUUAUCCUCAGAGGCAGACUCUGUUGUUAGUAAAAAUAAUAAUGUCAGUGAGGGUAAAAAAGGUUUGGAUGGCAGAAGAAUAGGUGAUAGGAAAUUAAUCAUCCCUGAAAAAUGUGACAGUCCCUCUGAUGCCUCUUGUACUGUUACCUCAACUGAUAAACAUGAAAUUCAUACAAGUGAUUCAAAAAAUAUUUCUAGAAAAUCUAGGACAAAGACGAUUUUUACUGGUGUUAGUGUUGAUACAGAAGCAAAUUUACUUGAAUCAUCCAGACUUGAGUGUGACCUGACCCCUAAACUGUGUGUUGAUGGUGAACUGUUCUCAGACACUUCAGACAGUUGUUAUUUACAGUCUUUGAAUUAUUCCCGUGAGUCAGGUAGAACUGUCACAUGCCCAAAACCUUUAACUUCCAACAAAAGUGAAAAUCAUCAUAAGUCUUUUACAGAAGUCUCUGGCGUGUGUCUGGACCUCAGCCUCAGACGUAAGUGCAGGGAACACCAGAACCAAUCGUCGCAUUCUUCCACAUCCUCUCCAACCAAACUGAACAUUCGUUAUAAGAAAAAACCUCAAGGUGGCCCCUUAAGAAAGUCCAGGAACCAAGAUAAAGAAACAAGUCAGAGUGAGGACUGUGAGAAGAGAACACCAAAGUUAUAUACAAUUCAUAAGACAAAUUCUAAUAAGGCUGAGAAUAUGGAGGUGGUGUCCUGUGACUCUGAUGAAGGCUGUUCAUCCUGCAGCGAUCAUAAGUGUAAAGAAGGAAAUAUUGCCUCAUCACCCAGGGCCUGUAAGAGUAGCCAAGAGGUAAUAAGUGAUGAUUGUGAAGUGCUGAGAGGACCUAUACCAGUACAUUCUGCAGAAGGUGUUGAGGAAAGGGAAGAUUAUAGAAGUGUCAACAGUUUGAAGGGAAGACACCCAAGUGAGAACCACAGUAGUAGCAGAGGUUGUGAUGGAAGAGGUAAGGCUGCAAGUGUAGAUAAACAUGAUGGGAAUAAGCUUGAUCAAACAAGAAUUGUGCCUGAUUCUGUGAAAGGUUUAAGACAUCAGGAGAAGCAGAAAACAGUUGGUAAAGAUUACUGUAAGGACAGAGUGAAGCAGCUUUCACUGGAGGUACGUAAUGUAAAAGGUAAUAGCCUCGUAAAGAGGGAUGUUGACCCUGCAAAUAAAGACGCUGAACCACCGACCGUGAACUUGGAGGAAGUUCCACCAGCAGAUUGGUGUAAACAUUCUAAUCUGAGUAGAGGUUUUGUCAGUUCCUCAACAGACAAGAGACAUCUACCAUUACCCAAAGGGAAGGAAGUGUCUCACCUGUGGAGGAUCAGUCAGACAAGUCCUGCUCGACCUGUUUAUCCAGUUGUAGAAAAGUCAACCAAAUGUUUCUCCUCACCAUCAGUCAGUGUCUCUUAUAAGUCAUACGUACCUGCAGAUGGCCGCGCUGAAGAAAGAACUUGUGAUUAAGAAUUGCUUCCUUGUGGCAGCUGUAUUGAUGGGUGUUGAGAGAAGGGUCUUAACUCCUUCAUGAUACAAUACUGUUGCAGACUAUCACACCAUAUUGUAUAUAAUUAUAAAUCACCCACUGAAAUUAUAGUUAUUGCUUCAACCAUCACUGCAGAGAAACAUUACUUCAGUGUCAAAAUCAAAGUUGAUCUAAAACUUUCUCAUCCGACCGUGUUUAACAGAUUGUGAUUUAAGCUAAGAGCUCCUCUGAUGUGGGUAAAUGUAAGAGUAGGGUUAUCCCAGAAAUGGUUCUGUACGGUCACACUUCUUGAUACAGUCCACAUAGAUAGUUAGAUUACCUGAUAAAUUUAGGUGGACCCUUCUCACCCACACCUGUACUGUACUCUCACAUCCAUCUGCUGGUUGCCCCCAGGGUGGAUGCUCUCUCUCUCACAUGCACCAAAUUUAGUCUUAACUCUUCCAGUUCUCUUUAGCAUCAUUUUCAUCAAGUCCCUCGAGUCGUUACAUUGUAAGUUAACGUUGCAUCUCGUAUCACUGACCUGUUUUGAAAUCUGUCUUCUGCUGUCGCUCAUAUUCCCGGUAAUCCAGCACUGUCUGUGUGUCUCCAGUGCAUUGCUACCUUUCUCUGUCUUCAUCAUUGUUGGUUCGCCACAUGUCUAUGGUCUUCCACCUCACCUGUCGCCUUUAUGCUAUUUUCCCUUACUUCCUGAAUCUCAUUAUAGUACAGUACUGGUAAUACUUUGCUUCUCUUCUUGUGCCGUGACAUGAUUUAGGUGUCUCAUAUUUUUGUAGUUUUCAUCACUCGUUCAUCUCUCACAGUCAUCCAUCCCCAUGAUCGUUCAUACAAUAUUCCAUUUCGUGUCUAGGAUGACAAUUUAUCUCAAGACUUGGAGUUCAGGGCAUUGAUUUCUUUAUGUGUGUGUGUGUGAGGUUCAAUAUUUUGUAGUUGUCUUCAUCUAUCUUGUAAAUAGAGUAUAAAUAUAUACAUAUAUAUAUAAUUGUAGUUGUUACAGAUUUUUUGUGGUUUCCUAAUGUUCAGGAUAUAUUUUUAUAGAUUCAUAGAUGUAUUUUAGCCGUGUGAAUGUAGAUAGUUUCACAGUGUAAAGAAUGCACAGUACAUUUAUUUAGAAUUUCUUAACAGGGAUAUGAUCUUUUUGUGUGUGUACGGCGAAGGUUUAGUAGAGUAUUAUUUAUGUGUUCGGGUGCAGCUGGGAAUGACGUUUGUAGUGUUUACUGAGGUGCUAAACAUCAGUGCAAUACUUGGUGUUUCUGCUGGGUGUGUGACUCGGUUCAAUAGACUUGCUGAGUCGGCAGUGUACAGUAUAUUUUGUUCAGUAGAUUUUGUUGUUGUUGUUGUUAGUCUUUUUUCAUCUUAUGUGUUGCCUGGUGAACACGACCAAAAUAUAGUUAUGUAGUUUUGUCUUUAGAUAUUUAUUUUAUUGAUGACUUACGUAAUGUUGAUGAGUACUGUGAAAUUUUUAUAAACUAUGACAUAUGCCAGGACAAACACUCACACUGUACAUCAUGACCUGACCUUGGUGUAAACACUAUGACCUUGGCUCAGAGAAAAAGUCAUGUACAGAAUUUUUACACCCAGACAUGCCAUGACACUGUUGGCAUGGAAGUGUGUAGUACUGAAGCAAUAUCUUUGUCUCUCACUGUGGUAACUUGGCUUCUGUGCCCACUCAGAUCAGAUGUCAGAAGGAUGUUGUCCAGUGUGACACUUCUGAACAUUUAUGGUUCUUUUCAGUCACUCCACUGUUUGCCUGUACAAAGAACAGACCAACUCCCCAAAUGGCUACUAAAGUGAUAAGUAAUAGAAAUUAUAAAUUAAGAAAAAAUAUUACAGUAUACAACAAUUUACAUUCAUUUGAUCACAAAACAACAUACAGUAUGAUUAUGUUUCCUGCAACAGGAUUACUUGUGGCGCUUGAUGUUCUACUCUUGUUCAUGUUAUCAUCAAUGUGGGGGACUCUUCUGCCAGUCUUUUCUUUACACUGUACUGCCGGAGAAUUACAGUAGUACAGAUUCUGAGUACAGUACAGAACAUGUUUUAUAAAUUAAUUGAGUAAACUCGACUGUACUGUACAGCUAAAAGCGUGGCUGCAGUUUUUGGUGUGUCUAUAGAAUCUUGAUCAUACUUAAAAGAGAAAUAGAUUUUUGUACAUUUUGUGAGAUAAAUCCUUGCAUUAACUAGUGAAGAUGCAGCUUUAGGACAGUUUACAGCUUUAGACAAAAUACAGGUACAAGUUUUGAGCAAUUGUAACAGCUUGUGUAGAGGAAGCACAGGUGUAGAAGUAAGUUAAUGAAGUCUUGAGCAGGUGCAGGGACUCUCUUGAACAGUCAACACACCUGAAGAUAAGUUGAAGAUAAUUGUAAAUCUAUUUUAUAAAUAUUUUUUUAUACCGAAUAUAGACUCAUAAUUUAUUAGGAAACACUUGUGUAUUAUAAAGACAAAAAUAAUAAUGUACAGAAAUGAUUAAAUACUAAUGUUUGAGUAUGUAAAUUACCACUUUAUAUUUUGUGAAGAUGAAUGAACUGUAACAUUGUACUACGGAAGACAGAUUUAUCUGAUCUGUAAUAUGGAACUGUCAGAGAUGGGUUUUAAUAAGGUUGAAAGAAAUUACAGUCAUAGUACAAAUUUUAUAUCAAAAUAAUGAUUGCAGACAUAAAAUCCUGCUGGGUGCACUUUUCCACAUUUUACAGAAUAUUAGUUUGGUUUUACAAGAAGGGACAAAUAACAGUUAUUGAUACCGGUACUUCUUAUUAUUAUUAUCUCCUGUGGUCUUCAGAAAUAUAAAGUUUAAUCCCUUGAAUAUGAUGAUUUAACCCCUGGUAUAUGACUACUGUACAUUAUCCAUUGAGUAUGACAUUAUAACCCUUUGAAUACAAUAACCUGCAUUCCCUCACGUAUGAUGACAGUGUACUUUAGGGGUUAAGUGAAUAUGCUCAAGGGUUAAAUCAUCAUAAUUAAGGGUUUUCAUUGUAAUGUACUCAAAGGUUAAGUCAUUAUUCAAGGGCUUAAGCAUCAUACUCAAGGGCUUAAGUCAUUGUACACAAGGUUAAGUAAUCAUAAAAGGAGUUUAAUAUACUGUAUAUGUAACUUAGACUGGACAGAAGGUAAUAAAUGUCUUCAGUCUUCAACACCUGUAGGAAUCCUUGAUGUACACUCUUCCUGUAUUUCACCAAGUGUUGCUGAAGUCUUUAUUUUAUUUUUCCUAUUAUCAAGUGAGGAGAUGGUCAUGUAGUGGCUGUAAUGUUCGGAGGUUAAAAUUCUGUACAGUAUGUGAACGACCACCUGACAGGUCCUGGUCCACACAACACGUGAGAUGUAUAUGAGCUGUGGAAGUACUUGAAGGUUGCGAGUCAAAUGGAUCUGAAUUCUAACAGUCCUCAACCUAACCUAACCUAAUCUGACCUACUCUACCCUACAGAACCCUAACCUAACCAAACCAUAAGAAUUGGAGAAUCUUAGGACUGGGAUCCAUUUGACCAGCCAACAAGAGAGGUACUUUACACUUAUCAGUUGACUAUUUGUGUUGCACUUCAAAACAUUGCGCAUUGUUGAAUUUUGUUUGUUUGUGAUAAUAAUACGUUGUCUGUUUUAUUGAUGUUGAUUGGAUGACGAGAGUUUUGUUUAAGAACAACAGAUUAUUAUUAUUUUUGUCUAUGUCAUACUCUUAUUUUCUCAGGCUUUAUUUAAUACUGCUUAAUAGAUGUUAAGAAGCAGGUCUUGACUCAGAUUUCAAGGGAAUGUUAAUAUUUUUUUUUUUUUAGUUUGUCAUGAAUGGCAAAUAAACGGAUACAGAUAUUUAAUGAUGA
Messenger RNA from Homarus americanus (American lobster), 9774 nucleotides. RefSeq lists its product as uncharacterized. The transcript is spliced from 12 exons. The coding region runs from base 1795 to 5952 and encodes 1385 amino acids. The record is from RefSeq and is a predicted model, not a curated record. Lineage: Eukaryota; Metazoa; Arthropoda; Malacostraca; Decapoda; Nephropidae.